AUGCAGGAGGAAAACAUAUAUUUAGCACAAGAAGCACAAGAAAAGGGUGACUUUGGAUAUGCAGAACGGCUUCUAAUUGAACAAUUAAAAAAAGAUUUUAAUACCAAUGAAAAAGAAAUGAAACAACAUGAAGAAGCACUUAUUAAACUCGGGGAACUGUAUAGAGAUCAAAAACGACUUGACGAAUUAGCGAAACUAAUUCAAGAAAGUCUUCUAUUUUUAAAAAACUUCGCAAAAGCAAAAACAGCAAAAAUUGUACGGAGAUUAAUCGAUUUGUUUUCUUCUGUUCCAGGUUCUCUAAAUCUUCAGAUAGAUGUAACAAAAGAAACGAUUGAUUGGGCGAAAAAGAAUAACAGAAUAUUUCUAAAACUAUCACUCGAAACACACAUUGUUGAACUUUACAUAAAAGCACAGCAAUAUACAAAAGCAUUACAGCUUGUAGAAACCCUUUUGAUUGAGCUUAAACGUCUUGACGAUAAAUUCCAACUUGUAGAAGUAUAUUUACUUGAAUCACAAAUCUAUUAUGCAAUAAAAAACAUUCCAAAAGCAAGAGCGUCUCUCACAUCAGCAAGAACGUGCGCAAACGCAAUUUAUUGCCUUCCACAUAUCCAAACAGGACUGGAUCUCCAGAGCGGAAUACUUCAUGCAGAAGAAAAAGAUUAUAAUACUGCAUAUAGUUAUUUUUACGAAGCAUAUGAAGGCUUUUCUGCAUCUUCUAAUCCUCGUGCUGUCUCAACUAUUAAAUAUUUAUUAUUAUGUAAAAUUAUGCUUAACGCAAGCAGUGAUGUUCAAAGUUUUAUUAACACAAAAGUUUCUCAAAAGCAUGCAGGGAGAGAUCUGGAUGCAAUGAAUGCAGUAGCUCAAGCUCAUCAAAACCGAUCUCUUGCAGACUUCGAAAAAGCACUAAUUGAUUUCAAAGAUGAACUAGAGGAUGAUCCUAUUGUUCAUUCUCACCUCACUGUCUUGUAUGACACGCUUUUAAAACAAAACCUUUCUAAAAUCAUCGAACCUUUCAGUCGUGUUGAAUUAACCCACAUUUCUAAGUUAAUAGGAAUAUGUAUCACUAAAAUAGAAGAAAAACUUAGUCAAAUGAUUCUCGAUAAAGUUUUUCACGGGAUCCUUGACCAAGGUACAGGAUGUUUAAUUAUCUUCGAUGAACCAGCACAAGAUGCAACGUAUAAUGCGGCAUUAGAUACUAUUAAAAAUCUCAAUACAGUGGUUGAUUUGCUUCAAGAAAAGGUUGCUAAGCUAUUAUAA
Messenger RNA from Pneumocystis jirovecii RU7, 1257 nucleotides. Its product is annotated as proteasome regulatory particle lid subunit RPN6. Gene Ontology annotation, biological process: ubiquitin-dependent protein catabolic process. Gene Ontology annotation, molecular function: protein binding; structural molecule activity. Gene Ontology annotation, cellular component: proteasome regulatory particle, lid subcomplex. The record is from RefSeq and is a predicted model, not a curated record. The transcript is spliced from 7 exons. NCBI's taxonomy places the organism in Eukaryota, Fungi, Ascomycota, Pneumocystomycetes, Pneumocystales, Pneumocystaceae. The coding region runs from base 1 to 1257 and encodes 418 amino acids.